Amphimedon queenslandica is the source of this 3124-nucleotide messenger RNA. Its product is annotated as TELO2-interacting protein 1 homolog. The record is from RefSeq and is a predicted model, not a curated record. The transcript is spliced from 20 exons. Gene Ontology annotation, cellular component: cytoplasm. Lineage: Eukaryota; Metazoa; Porifera; Demospongiae; Haplosclerida; Niphatidae. The coding region runs from base 1 to 3096 and encodes 1031 amino acids.
AUGGCGGGGAGAGGAGAGCAAGAAGAACUUGCCAAGGCUCAAUUCCUCUCUUUGAAGCCGCCAUGCGUCUCACUGAUGAGAGAGAAGACACUAAAAACUGUCCUCUCUUUGGAGGACGUGCUAAAAUCACUCUCUCCCCUCUCUCCUUCUCUUUUAGAAUAUGUACUCUUUCCAUUACAGAUGACACUGCAACAAUCGAUAGGGAGUGAUACUCAUCUGGCUGAAGCCGUAUUGAAAUGCAUUACGUUUCUUUUUAAAUCGAGUCGAAUCACGUCAGAUAAACCUUUUUUCGAGUUGCUAUCAAUUUUUCUCGUCAUGAUCGACAAAGAUGAGAAAUCUCCUGCAGAACCACGCCUAUCGCAAUAUAAAGGAGCUGCCUUUACUUCGGAGGAAAUUCUUGAGAGACUUUUAGAAACUUUACAACAUCUAUUCAUCAGGUCUGACCCCAGUGUGUUGGAAUCCUUUUAUUCUAACGUGCUCAUAGUUGGAAAGAGUGUUUCGCUGAUUGUUGAGACGUUAAAAGAUUCAAAGUCAAUGAGUAGACAGUGUUUAUUAAGAGGAGUUCAUUGUCUUGUUGGAGUCACUCAUGCUGAUAGUGAAGGAUGGAUGGAGAGCAUAGUCAGUGAUUUUCCCAAGUUCUGUUCUGAUACUCUUGGAGUUGGUAAGGGAGAGAAGAUCUUAUCAUCGUUUCUUCCUGGAAUAUGUCUGACUUUAAGUGAACUCAUCACAUCUGACAAUCUCCUUACAUUACAGUUAGGUCUACUGGCAUUAACUCACUUCAUUGUGUUGAUAUUGAAUGAGAGCCAAUGGGAGAAUAGAGAACUUGGAAAUGAUGAGAAAAAUGUCAGAGAUAAAGGACAGUUAUUAGUCAGGCAGGAUGAAGACUGGUGGAAAAUGGCUGACAACAAAAUGCAAAAGCUCCUCUCCUCUCUCCUUCUCUCCCUCUCUCGUCACGACAGCUGGAAAGUGAGACUUGCUUUGACUGCCUCCGCAACAAAAUUAUUAACGUCGUGCCAAAAAUCUCUUCCAGGUUGCUGUGGUCCUGUCAUUGAACUAUUGGUUACUCUGUCACUUGAUACUCAACCAGCAGUUGCUAAUAAUGCUAAUACAACAAUGGAUUUUUUGUCGGCAUCAAUGAAGUACCCUGGCACCUUAACUUCAAUAAUGGAGGAGAAACUCUACGACUUAUCAUCAACACUACCGAGGCUAAUGAGAGACUCAAGUGAAGAGAAGAAGUUGAUUUCUCUCAAGCUGUUGCAAGGUUAUCUUAAGUUCCUCAAGUCACAGGUGAGUCAUGUGACCUGCUCCUCGGCUCACAUGACCAGACUACUUCAAGCACUAGCACAAUCCAUUCAGUUGGAUACAUCAAGGCCUCUAUUAAUGGAGUCAAAGAAAGUGGGUGUGGUCAUUAAUCAGGAUGACGAAUACGAUUGGGCUCCGCCCCUUUCCUUCUCUCAUUUAAGAGACUCGGAAACUAUAAAAUCAAUACAAGAGUCUUGUCGCCUUCUUGGUCGCCACGGCAACACGUCUGUCGUCAUGGAUACGCUUGUGCAUACGAUUACAGGCUCGGAAUCAAAUCGUUCGGAAUAUUUACUGAUCCUUCAUUGGUUGAUGAAGGGGGUAGGGCCUCACGCCUCGUUAAACCUUUUAAUUAAUGGAUUGAUUGACGUGUGGGAGGAGAUAAGAGGAGAUGGACUCUCGUUAAACAUAUCAUCAACUUUAGUCUAUCAGAUCUGCUUCAUUAAUUUAUUAAUAGGAGACGUGGCCGUAAUACAAGGUGUUGAUUUUGUUGUUCAUUUACAGCACACGCUGGGUAUUGUCAUGGCUAACAUUAGUAGUUCCAAUGCUGUCGUAUCAAGGACCAGUGUGGGUGUGGCAAGUCAGAUAGCAGUUUCUACAGGACACAAUGACCUACAAAGUCUGAUAACUGGUUGUGCUGAUUAUCUUGUGAAUGAGGUCCAUCAUCAGUUGCUCUAUUAUCCUUCAAAGACCAUUAGCUGCCACAUACUAAGAGCCAUCAUUGAGCACUGUGAUUAUGAGUUACUGUCUCUUCUCAAAGACUGCAAAGACACUCUCAUUCUCUCCCUCCAUCAGUCUCCUCUCGAUGGCUGGUCUGUCCUCCACUCUCUCUCCAAAAGACUCCCAGACUGGGUUGCCAUGGAAACAAAAGAAGUUGGUGAGAAGAAGCAGAUGGAGAAGGAGGUACAGGUUGAAGAUGAGGAUGAUUCUAGAGACGAGAGAGUGACUUUGGAAGAUAUUUCGAAUUAUUUCAUGAACUACCACAAUAAGAAGAGAGAGGAAGAGGAGGAGGAGAAAGAAAUAGAAGAAAAUGAAGAAGAAGAAGGAGACAUUAAAACUGAUUCAAAAGCCCCUACACCACCUGCCAUUCAAGCUUCCAUAGAUACUCUUCAAUCUUCAGUUCAUUAUGUCUCAAUUCCUAACCUACCACUACAGCUUUGUAUACUGGACUGUAUCUCUCUCUGUCUCUCUGCAUUGAGACAUAGAGAAAGUGAGUUAUUGCCUCAAGUUCAUACUGUUUGGUCCCCAUUGGCUCACAGACUGAUUGAUACACACAUACCAGUACGAAUCAAGGCCAUUGAUGUUCUUCUUGUCAUGGCUUCAGCAGCUAAAGAGUUUCUACGAAAACGAGUCGUGGAACACGUCUGGCCCAAACUAGUUGUAUCGCUCAAGCAGCUAAGGGGCGUGGCUUGUGAUGCCACGCCCACAAUAAGCCACACCAUGGAGUACAAGCUAUUAGUGAAAAUAUUAGAAUCAGUCGGGAAUCUAUGCAAAGAGUUAAAUGUUUCUGUUGAUCAAAUUGAAGACAUUGCUCAAGAAGUUAUACUAUUCUUAUCUUCGGAGAACUCAGAUCCAAUACAGAAACUGGGUUUGGAGACUUGCCGUACUUUAUCGGAUUUUGCUCCAGACCUGAUGUGGCUCCUGUGCAUCCAGCUGUCCCCUUCUCUCCUUCCUCCUAUUCCUUCUCUUUCUUCUGUACCUUCAAAUCAUCGACUUUCUCUCAAGGAGAUAAAAUUGCCACGAUCAAAAGUGUCUCAUUUAUACUUGGAUAAUAUUUUGAAAUUGGGUAUUAUAUAAAGAAAUUUUUUUAUUAAAGAAAAAAAUU